Molecule: messenger RNA, 735 nt
Organism: Lizanozyma spartinae
Lineage: Eukaryota; Fungi; Ascomycota; Pichiomycetes; Serinales; Debaryomycetaceae
Exons: 1
Coding region: 1-735 (244 amino acids)
Source: RefSeq, a predicted model, not a curated record
AUGAAAGCCAUAGGUGGCCGACGUAACAUUCCCACGGACGAGGAUGUCAUGGCCUUGCGAACCCUACCGGUACAGGACUGCGCGGAGAACAAGUUGGUCACCUGCUGCCUCUUCAAAAACAGUUUGAUUACCCUUACGGAACCAGGAGGAGAGACCAUAGUGGGGGGGUUGACCAGGAAGGCAAGUGACAAAGUGUUACUGCUUGGCUUAGGAGAUACGGUUGAGCUUCAUGUUCUUUACAGUAGAGGCACCUUGGCCAUGUUCAAUUGGAAACUGUGUACCGUGGAAGACGAGUUCCUGCUUGGGAAGUUGGUGGGGGUACCUGAGACCAUAUGGUACAAUGAACUUGGGACAGUCGUAAUCAUAGACAACUUAGCCGUACGACUAAUUGAAUUGGGUACAUUAGAUCAUCAUCAUAGUACUCAUAGCACUUUUAAGAGUGGGUAUAGUGAACUCGCCGUGUUCCGACGGAACAUGUCGUUAUUAUCACGAAACAAUUGGUGUUACCAGAACCAAAAGGGAGACUACUUGAUCUUCUAUGAAGGGUACAACGAAGCGCAAGAGAAGGCCUGUUUCAUGAUGAUCAACGUUCGAUACCAAUUGAUGAAACGACUUGAGGUUGAUCAUUGUGGUCAAGUAGCACAGUUUCUGUAUGCCAUGGACCCACCAAGACUCUCCAUAGUGGAACAGGGACAAGAGAAUGGGCUUAGAUAUAAAGAGGGUAUACCUAAUUAG